CACCUCUUCUCCACAUCCUGCUCUCCGUACCCUUUCCAGCACCAGAGUGCAGCCGUCUCACGCUGCUGCACGCCGUCACACGAGCAGCGCACCUGCCGCAUCUCGCAGCUGCAUCUCAGCGCCGCACGCCUGCACGCCGGGGCCCCGCUGCGCCCACAGGGAGCGGCAUCCUCCACCGCGGACGAGUCCGCGCACCCCUUGCGCACGGCCCUGCCUUGCACUUGCACGCCUCGCAGCCAUGCCGACCGCCACGACGCCGGCCAUGCCGCUGCCAGCGCAGCUGCGUGCCUUCUUCCCGGCGCUCGGCGCCGCCUUUGCGCGCGCCACGGGCAGCGGCGCCGUGGUGUGUCCUGCCUCGCGCGUCGUGCUCCUGCCCGAUGCUCCUGCGCCAGAGGCCGACGCCGGCGCAUCGGCACGCACACCCAUCGCAUGGCGGGUGCGCUGCGUGCCGGCGCUGGGCGAGAAGCAGCGGGCGCGCCAGCAGCGAGCUGCCCAGCAGGACGCGGCUCAACAGCAGCAGAAGCCGGCAGAGGAGCAGAAGGACGUCUUUGCACCGCCGUAUGACUCAGACCUCUUCGUGGCGGAGCUGCCGGAGCACACCGUGCUGCUCAACAAGUACGCUCUCUUGCCAUUGCACUUUCUGCUCGUCACGAAGGAGUUCGCGUCGCAGAAGCUGCCGCCGCCACCAGCCACGCUGGCGCUGGCCUAUGCUCUGCUGCAAGAGCACGCACGCUCGCCCGUCGGCGAGGGCCGUUCGGCCGACGCCGAGCUGAUGGCAUUCUACAACUGCGGCCCGCUGUCCGGCGCCAGCCAGCCGCACUGUCACGUGCAGUUCAUCGAGUGCUCGCUCGAGGCAGGGGAGACGGAGGAUGUAGUUGGGAAGCGCGGAGAAGGCAGAGUGCCCGUUGAGCGGCUGCUGCAUACUUGCAUUGAGCAGGAGGGACGCGAUGACUCCAUCUUCGCGCUGCCACUGCCGUACCAGCACUUUGUCGCUCUCCUGUCGCCUCCUGAAGGCGAGGCUUCUAGCGCUCGCGAAUCGUAUCUCAUGAGCAAGCUGCUCGGCCUGCUCGACGCGCUCUUCAAGGCCAAGCUGUCUGCCGUCGCUGGCGCCAGCGGCAGUGCAGCAGCGCCAGUCCGUUCAGGCCCGCCGUCCUUCAACCUGCUCAUGACAGCGCGAGCGCUGCAUCUGGUGCCGCGCACGCAAGAAGACUUUGAGCUGCCGCUCGCGAGCGGCGAGAAGACGGCGCUCUCCAUCAACUCGAUGGCAUACGCGGGCCACCUGCUCACGAAGUCAGAGGAGGAGCUGCAGGCACUGCAGGCGCUGUCGGGAGGCGUGCGCGCCGUGCUGCAGUCCGCAGGCGCCUCGGGUGUGCAGGACGUGACGAUGGGUGUGCAGGACGAGCCAGCUGUAGCAGCUUCUGGGACGAAGGAAUAGACAAAUAGAGAGCUCGC
Molecule: messenger RNA, 1452 nt
Organism: Tilletiopsis washingtonensis
Lineage: Eukaryota; Fungi; Basidiomycota; Exobasidiomycetes; Entylomatales
Exons: 5
Coding region: 263-1435 (390 amino acids)
Biological process (GO): nucleotide metabolic process
Molecular function (GO): ATP binding; ATP:ADP adenylyltransferase activity
Source: RefSeq, a predicted model, not a curated record